Messenger RNA from Aspergillus caelatus, 1227 nucleotides. Its product is annotated as SRR1 family protein. Lineage: Eukaryota; Fungi; Ascomycota; Eurotiomycetes; Eurotiales; Aspergillaceae. The record is from RefSeq and is a predicted model, not a curated record. The transcript is spliced from 3 exons. The coding region runs from base 229 to 1005 and encodes 258 amino acids.
UCGUUGACAUUUACCGCAAGAUACAAUCUGGAAGAUAAACCAUAUAGAAGAGUGAUUUGUUUGGUUUGUUCGCGAUGCAAAUCUAAAUCCCCCGAUAAGAUAACGAAAAUCCCACUCUUGACCGCCCGCCUCGCGAUCAAUUAAUUUCAUCAAUCAAUCAAUCGCACCACCACCACCAUGCCCUCAAUUUCAACACCUAUCCGAAAUCCCCGUUAAAUCCCUGCAAUAAUGCCCCACAGCAACCGCAAGAGAAACCUCAAUCACAAUAAGCGUCUCGAAGUCACCGACUCCAGCGGCUGGACGCACGUCACCACGGGCGGAAAAAGCGCGCGUCGAGCUCUGCGUACCACCCAACAGCACCAUGACAACCCAGAACAGGGCGAACAACCCCAGAUCCUUGUCCCCGCCGAAGCGCCGGCGCAGUUGAAUUUGGAAGAUCUCCAAGCACAGUUCCGGGGCUAUCGGCAACGAUGGGAGGGGUCAGAGAGUUGGAGGGUGGUCGAGAGCGCAUUAUCGUCUGCGACGGUGAAAGUGGAUCGCAUUGUCUGUAUUGGAUUGGGAAGUCCGAGCGGGUUUCUGAAGGGUGGUUGGGUGGAUAGGAGGAAUGUAUCAAUGUACCAGCUCGCCGGGUUAGUGAGUGUUGUGGAUUUGAUGAAAAAAUCAAUCCCGAAUCUCGAAGUCUUUGCUCAGGACCCCGUUUUCAAUACCCAUGACAGAUCCCUGCUCGCUUCUCUUGACAUUACUGUUCUCGACCAUCCCCAUGGCUUCGAAAAAGUCUCCCCUAGCGCUCUCCUUUAUUGUCCUGGCGCGGAACGGACACACCUGGAACAACUGCUUUCUCACGCGCCUGCGCUGGUUUUCGGUGGUCCAUUAGAAGAUAUCGAGUCGGAGGCUGUGAAGCAGUUCGUGGUAUCAAGGAUGUCCGGGAGGAUUCCCCGGUUCGAGGACAUGGAACAUGCGUUCUGGAAUAUGAGAGUAUACACGCCUGGGGAAGGUGAGCAAUAAAUGAGAAGCCGACUUAUUGUUAACAUUCACUAAUACUACUGCCAAGAACCUCUAUCAAAGAACAUAUGGAUGCUGAAUUGAAAGUAGUAUUUGCAAAAGUCUGAAACACCCCAUCAACUUCGAGUGUUCAGAAGAUAUAUACACAGUGACACUCUUCCAUCAACCAUCCAGCUAUGCAUGUGCAACAUAGAAAGACUCAAUAGUUCACACAAAAAGAAGAUA